This is a messenger RNA of Aspergillus steynii IBT 23096, 1428 nucleotides long. RefSeq lists its product as uncharacterized. The record is from RefSeq and is a predicted model, not a curated record. NCBI's taxonomy places the organism in Eukaryota, Fungi, Ascomycota, Eurotiomycetes, Eurotiales, Aspergillaceae. The coding region runs from base 100 to 1428 and encodes 442 amino acids. The transcript has 3 exons.
CCAUCUUCAACUCCUCCAUGUCAUUCUGAUCGAAAUUGAUCGCCCGAUUGAUGGCACCGCAAUUAUACCCAGAAAUAAUCGGGUCGAUCAUGCUUUACUAUGAAGCGCAGCCAUGAUGCACGUGAAGAUUCACCGUCUAUCUCUCCCCAGAAACCAGCGGAGGUUAAACUCUCUACACUCCACGCUCCAGUCUCUCCUCCCAGAAUACGAUCAUCACCGCAGAAAUCCGCAGAUCAGCAACCAACCCUCCCACCCUCUUCCACUUCAACGGUGAAAUCCGAUCAGGGACCCGAUCUAGCCGCCAUCGAGGCCGGCCAAGCACAGGUCUCGGAUCAUCUAUCCAUCUUCUCCUCGCGACUUCGGGCAGCGGCUCGUUCUACAGAUGGACAAACUCCCCGCCUCGAAAUCCCAGACUGGGCAGAUCUGUACCAUCGCAACCAGCAUGCCAACGGACGCCAUUUCAUGAUCCAUCAGCAUGACCACCCCAUCGCCGGUCCGCACUAUGAUCUUCGCCUACAGUUCUCGGGCUCGAGCUCCGUAAGUUGGUCUGUUAUGUACGGCUUGCCCGGCGAUCCUAAUAGUCGACGGAUUAAUCGGAAUGCCACGGAGACCAGGGUUCAUUGCUUAUGGAACCAUCUGGUAGAAACUGCUUCCGCCAAAACAGGGAGCAUGAUUAUCUGGGACACCGGGGAGUAUGAAAUUCUGCCUUAUCAUGAAGAGCCGUCGGGUCCUGAAACCGACGACUCUCGCUCCAACGCGUCUUCUGAUCUAUCGGCUUCUGGAGAUCAAGGUAGUGAGAGCGAAAAGCUCCGUCAGGCAUUCCAGAAUCGCAAAAUCCGUCUGCGAUUGCACGGUACUCGCUUACCGCCUGGAUAUACUGUCAUAUUACGAUUAGCAAAGGCCAUGGACAUUACGAACCCAAUCCAUACGCCUAAAAAGCGUCGCAGGCGCAAUAUAUCCUCCAAUGCUAAAAGUGCCCCGCCCCCGAGUACCUCAUCGUCAGGCUCAUCGCCGGAAAGAGACGGACCAGUACCUCAGCACUCGAAUCAAGACGUAGCUCCGCUGGACUCCUCUCUUCAGGCACACUCGGACUCCGAAGAUGGUGUAGAUCGUCAAAUUCGUUUGAACAACGCUUACCCUGGGUCCACGAACUCCAUCGGAUCGGUCCAUCAAAGACGCUGGUUCAUCAGUCUAGAUCGUGUCAACUCCGGCUUCAUGGAUAAACUAGACCCUCUGUCUGGGCGAAAACAGUGGGUUCGUAAACAGGACAAAAAGACAGGUCAAUUGGUAGGAUUUGGUUCUUUCUACGUCCGAGGACCUGAAGUGGAGAGAAGCGUUGUGACUGCGCGAUCAGCGAAGGAUGUUUUAGAGGACGAAGGUGUAGAAGGCUUUGCCGGUAGACGAGGAUGGAGGCCGGUUCUAGAGUAG